Molecule: messenger RNA, 1992 nt
Organism: Trematosphaeria pertusa
Lineage: Eukaryota; Fungi; Ascomycota; Dothideomycetes; Pleosporales; Trematosphaeriaceae
Exons: 2
Coding region: 1-1992 (663 amino acids)
Biological process (GO): regulation of DNA-templated transcription
Molecular function (GO): DNA-binding transcription factor activity, RNA polymerase II-specific; zinc ion binding
Source: RefSeq, a predicted model, not a curated record
AUGCAUAGUCUGUCCUUACCUCCUCCGACUUCACUCCCUUCUACGCCGUUCGGGCGACGUCAAGAGCCAGGAAACAGCCUGGCAAAGUUUCCUUCCCAGUUCAGUCCUGGCAGGUCUGAACCCCACAGCUAUCCAUCUCCUCCCAUGUCAGAUUCUCACUCGCCCGCCCGCCGCUCAGCUCAUGUUGUCGAACCUGAAGGCCAUCCGUACCCUCCAUUGAACGAACCACGUAGGAUAGAAGGCAUCGCGCCGCCUCCCCCGCCUCCGCCUCUGCUGGAUCCUCGUUCUGCACCGUCUGCUCCGGGAGUCCCGCAUCAACGACCGUUGUAUCCCGGGGAGCCCCACUCUCGAGGUCAGCCGCUGCACUAUCAGCCGGGACGCGCAAUUGAACCACAUUACGGAGGCGUACAAAUUGCGCAAAACUAUGCGUAUGGAUAUCCCACUCCAGGUCCUCCUUCCUACCUCGGCAGUCAAGGGCCGGCUCCGGGUCCCCAAGUGCAGCCGACAGCCCUCAUUGCACCGCCGCCUCACAGACAGAAUAAGCCAGCGCGAAGGACUAAAGCGCACGUAGCGUCUGCCUGCGUCAAUUGCAAGAAAGCGCAUCUUAGCUGCGAUGUUCAGCGUCCGUGCGGUCGCUGUGUUGCGUCUGGGAAACAGGAUACGUGCAAGGAUGUGCAGCAUAAGAAAAGAGGGAGACCGAGACUGAGAGACGACAAAGAGUUCGGCAGAAGCGAUGAAACAAGAACGGCACCUACUCAGCUCUUGGGCGCGUUGCCUUCCUCCAGCUCCGACCCCUUCGCUCAGCAGCCCCUCUUCCAAUCCUCGCAUCGAGCUCCUGAUCCGCAUCGCGUAUUGAGAUCCUCUCGAGACGAGGAUAGUCCCAUUAUCCACCAGCGGCCUACUCUUGCUUCUACAAGUGGGCGUCAACCAAGCGUGGGCAGCUAUGGUGGAGUGGCCGCAUCGCCUUAUACGCCCGGGACGCAUUUGGUACACCAUUCGCUGCCAUUAGCGUUUCUUAACUUAGACCUUGUCAUUCAGAAAUCGAACCAAGAAUUCCAGGAUCUGGUGCCUUUCCUAGGCGAUGUCCGCGGAAAGAGUCUGGCGGACCUGCUGGAGAGGAGCCAGGCAGACGUUCUGCACCGUCUGCGCAACGAACUCCGAGACGAGAGGGACGAACGGGAGCCAACGUAUAUGGCGCCAAUCACGCCGGUUGGGCAAGAUCCUAUGCAGUCCAUGAUGGAGUCGGUGUCAGAGCGGGAUGUUGAACAUGUCAGUCGGGGCUACGCUGAUCGUCCAGUGUUACUAAACUUUCGCCUCCCGAACGGGCAAUACCAAUCGCUGCAAACUCAGAUCCGCCUUGCCAAGAUGGUGUCGCUAUACUUUGUCACCCUGAUCGUUCAUACUCCUCCUCGACCAGCGGGUCCUCCUCUUUUAACACAGCAAUUGGCACCGCCGACGCCGAUCCACGCCUCCCAAACCAUGUCAGCGCCUACGACUGCUCCUACCAGGGAAUUCGGGCCGUAUCCUGCUCGGCCAGCGUCUUCUGCUAGUUCCGCCCCGACCUCUCCCUAUUUCAAUUUCUCCUCAGUCCGAACCUCACUUCCAACCAUCAGUUCCAGUUCGUUCGGGAGCAGCCCUUCGUAUGGCUACUCCCCUACGGCUGGUCCCGAGCAGGGAUAUUUUCCGACUUAUCAGCCGCUAUCCCAGCCGGGAGCGUACCCCUCUCCGUAUCCGCCCGUUAGCAGGACCGGUUCCAUCACGUCCGAGCCCCAGCGUGACGCGAAUCGACCUGUCCGAUUAGAGGGGCUACAACUACCGCCGAUUCGAACAGCUCCAGGUCCUCCUUUGGGUUCGCCCUUAGGCCAGGAGUUUGCCGAAAGUGCAAGAGACCGUAUACGACGACGCGAAUCCCCUUCGAGUGCCGACCCACGGCCCGAUACGCCGGACACAGGCAAGCGACGACGAUUAAACAUACACGAAGUACUUGAGUGA